Messenger RNA from Blastomyces dermatitidis ER-3, 5236 nucleotides. RefSeq names its product pre-mRNA-splicing factor rse1, variant. Gene Ontology annotation, molecular function: U2 snRNA binding; protein binding. Gene Ontology annotation, cellular component: nucleus; U2 snRNP. Gene Ontology annotation, biological process: mRNA splicing, via spliceosome. The record is from RefSeq and is a predicted model, not a curated record. The coding region runs from base 1056 to 3968 and encodes 970 amino acids. The transcript is spliced from 4 exons. NCBI's taxonomy places the organism in Eukaryota, Fungi, Ascomycota, Eurotiomycetes, Onygenales, Ajellomycetaceae.
CCUCCACACAACACAAGAGAGCUAAUUUUCUUGUGCGAUUACCACCCCGUCUGUUUUCUACACUGCUUCGUUGCACCUAUACCAGUGGCUAGGAACUGCCUUGACCGCGUGUCAGGUCUCUUCUAUACUUAUGACAAUGCAAUUGACUCCCCUCUAGCCUGUGCCAGAUCUUCUGCCUGUUCUCGUCUGGCAUAGGCGUCCUCAACGCCCAAUAUUGUCUCAAAAUGGCGACCACUUCGUCGUUGUUCAUGUACUCGCUGACAAUCCAACCGCCUACAGCAAUUACUCAAGCAAUUCUGGGCCAGUUUGCAGGGACUAAGGAGCAGCAGAUUGUCACUGCGUCUGGUUCAAAGCUCACAAUACAUCGCCCUGACCCGACACAGGGAAAAAUCAGAUCUCUUUUUUCCCAAGAUGUUUUUGGUAUCAUUCGGACAUUGGCGGCUUUUAGGCUAGCUGGCAGUAGUAAAGCUCUUGGGGCAGCGCAAGCUCCUGUUGUUGCGCACAAUUCCACGCCGCACCGCUGAACUCUGUCCCUUGUCGCCUGGCAGCUUUGAUUGAGCUAUGCUGAGUGUGUCUUAUUAGAUUACAUCAUCAUUGGGUCUGAUUCCGGACGGAUCACCAUCAUCGAAUACGUGCCGUCGCAGAACCGGUUCAAUAGAAUCCAUCUUGAAACUUUUGGGAAAUCGGGAAUUCGACGCGUUAUUCCUGGACAAUAUUUAGCAGUCGACCCGAAGGGCAGAGCGUGCUUAAUCGCUUCGGUGGAGAAAAAUAAGCUAGUAUAUGUUCUGAAUAGAAAUACCCAGGCGGAGUUAACGAUAUCAUCGCCGUUGGAGGCCCAUAAACCCCAGACAUUGGUUUUUGCCUUGGCGGCGCUUGACGUUGGGUAUGACAACCCGAUAUUUGCAGCUCUGGAAGUUGAGUACGCUGAGGCAGACCAGGAUCCCACGGGCCAGGCCUAUGAAGAAUUGGAAAAACAUCUCGUUUACUACGAACUCGACCUAGGUUUGAAUCAUGUGGUCAGGAAAUGGUCUGACCCAGUCGAUCGCUCCGCGACGAUGCUCUUUCAAGUUCCUGGCGGUGCAGACGGCCCUAGUGGCUGUCUUGUGUGUGCAGAGGACAACAUCACCUACCGUCACUCAAAUCAGGAUGCCUUCCGUGUACCUAUUCCGCGUCGCAGUGGGCCCACAGAAAAUCCAGAACGAAAACGUUACAUAACAGCUGGCGUUAUGCAUAAAAUGCGUGGUGCAUUUUUCUUCUUGCUACAGACCGAAGAUGGAGAUCUUUUCAAGGUUACCAUUGACAUGGUGGAGGAUGACAAUGGCCAGAUCACCGGGGAGGUUAGAAGAUUGAAACUAAAGUACUUUGACACUGUGCCCAUUGCUUCGAGCUUGUGCAUUUUGAAAAGUGGCUUCCUCUUUGUCGCAAGCGAAACGGGGAAUCACCACUUCUACCAAUUUGAAAAGCUUGGCGAUGACGAUGAUGAAAUCGAGUUUACCAGUGACUCGUACUCUGCAGACCCUUCAGAACCUCUCGCUCCUGCAUACUUUCGCCCACGGCCUUAUGAAAAUGUCAACCUCGUCGAAAGUAUCAAUUCAUUGAACCCACUGAUGGAUUGCAAGGUCGCGAACUUGACAGACGACGACGCUCCUCAAAUAUACACCAUAUGCGGCACCGGCGCGAGAAGCAGCUUCCGUACCCUUAAGCACGGCUUGGAGGUAUCUGAAAUCGUCGAAUCUGAACUACCAAGCGUACCAUCAGCCGUUUGGACUACUAAACUCACACGUGAAGACGAAUUUGAUGCUUACAUCAUCUUGUCUUUUUCUAAUGGAACGCUCGUUCUCAGCAUUGGCGAAACAGUAGAAGAAGUAACAGAUACUGGAUUCCUAUCUUCUGCACCAACUCUUGCUGUCCAGCAACUAGGAGAAGACUCUUUAAUCCAAGUUCAUCCGAAGGGUAUACGCCAUAUCCACGCUGACAGAAGAGUUAACGAAUGGCCAGCACCGCAACAUAGAUCGAUCGUUGCAGCUACAACAAACGAGCGCCAAGUUGCCGUCGCAUUAAGCUCCGGUGAGAUCGUUUACUUCGAGAUGGAUACGGAUGGUUCACUUGCAGAAUACGAUGAGAAACGAGAAAUGUCUGGCACAGUCACAUGUCUUAGCUUGGGUGAGGUCCCAAAAGGACGUGCGAGAAGUUCAUUCCUCGCUGUGGGUUGCGACGACUCUACUGUCCGUAUUUUGAGCCUGGAUCCAGAUUCAACACUGGAAAAUAAGUCUGUCCAAGCUCUUACGUCGGCACCAUCAGCACUAUCAAUUAUGGCGAUGUCUGAUUCCACAUCUGGUGGAUCCACACUUUAUCUGCAUAUUGGCCUGUAUUCGGGUAUUUACCUCCGCACAGUGCUUGACGAAGUGACCGGAGAACUAUCAGACACUCGUACGAGAUUUCUUGGCUUAAAGCCUGUAAAGCUUUUCCAAGUUUCUGUGAAAGAACAGAAGGCUAUUCUGGCAUUAAGCUCGCGUCCUUGGCUCGGUUAUUCGGAUUUGCAAACCAAAGCAUUCAUGCUUACCCCUCUGGAUUAUGUCGGUUUGGAAUGGGGUUGGAAUUUUAGUAGUGAACAAUGCAUCGAGGGAAUGGUUGGCAUCCAAGGACAGAAUCUUAGGAUCUUUUCUCUUGAGAAACUGGAGAAUAACCUCCUGCAGGAAACGAUACCACUUCAAUAUACGCCGCGACAUUUUAUCAAACACCCUGAACACCCACUAUUUUAUGUAAUCGAAGCAGACAACAACAUCCUUUCACCAGGCACAAGAACCAAACUUCUGAAUGACUCUGGUGCUGUCAAUGGUGAUGCGAUGGUCUUACCGCCGGAAGAGUUCGGUUACCCACGCGGGACUGGUCAUUGGGCAUCAUGCAUACAAAUUGUUGAUCCAGUAAAUUCGCAAAGCGUUAUUUCACAAAUCGAACUGGAAGAAAAUGAAGCUGCCGUUAGUGUGGCAGCUGUGACCUUUUCGAGCCAAGAUGACGAAACCUUCUUAGUCGUGGGAACCGGAAAAGAUAUGGUUGUUAACCCAAGGUCUUCCUCGGCCGGCUUCAUCUAUGUGUAUAGAUUCCAGGAAGAGGGCAAGGAGCUAGAAUUUAUCCACAAAACCAAAGUUGAGCAACCUCCGAUGGCCCUUCUUGGCUUCCAAGGGCGGCUUCUGGCUGGUAUUGGUACGGAUGUAAGAAUAUACGACCUGGGGAUGAGGCAGAUGCUUCGAAAAUGCCAGGCCUCAGUUGUCCCGCACCUUGUAGUGGGUCUGCAAACACAGGGUAGUCGAAUCAUCGUCAGCGACGUACAGGAAAGCGUGACCUACGUUGUCUAUAAAUACCAGGAAAACCGCCUCAUCCCAUUUGUGGACGAUGUUAUUUCUCGCUGGACCACUUGCACAACAAUGGUGGAUUACGAAACUGUUGCUGGAGGCGACAAGUUUGGGAACCUAUGGCUUCUCCGCUGUCCGGAAAAGGCGUCAGAAGAAGCCGACGAGGACGGAUCAGGAGCUCAUCUGAUUCAUGAACGACAAUACCUACAAGGUGCCCCUAAUAGGCUAAACCUUGUCGCCCACUUCUACCCUCAGGAUUUACCCACCAGCAUCCAAAAGGCGCAACUAGUAACGGGUGGCCGAGAUGUCCUCGUAUGGACCGGCCUUCAGGGGACUGUGGCGAUGUUAAUACCAUUUGUCAGUCGUGAGGAAGUGGAUUUCUUCCAAAGUCUGGAAAUGCAACUUUCGUCGCAGAACCCUCCGCUCGCUGGACGAGAUCAUCUAAUUUAUAGGAGUUACUAUGCCCCUGCGAAGGGAACCAUUGAUGGCGACCUUUGCGAAACGUAUCUUUUGCUUCCAAAUGACAAGAAACAACAGAUUGCCGGGGAGUUGGAUAGGUCGGUACGGGAAAUCGAACGGAAGAUUGCCGAUAUGAGGACAAAGGUAGCUUACUGAUCUAGGUUUGAGCAUGGAAAUCGGAGUUCGUGUUCUUUUUUUUCUUUUUGUUUUUCCUUUCGUUGGCCUCCAUGUACACUACUCGGCAAUUCUAUCCUCGGAGCCUCAAUGAUUGGGUUGCUUUAUAUCCUGGUAUAUUUCCUCUGGGUUUUAUUUUCUUGGCCGGCACAACUUGAGUAAGUUUAUUAACGCUUCAACCAAGUUGAAACUUAACGGAAGAUUAACGAACGAAAUUAAUAUAAUGGUUCCGCAUGGUACCGUGCUCAUAUUAUGAUUUUCUGCUUCGUGCAUUCCGUGACUGCCUGUCCUCUUAGCAAAUGCUUGGAUUAUUUCGAAAACACAAAAAGUGAAGGUAGUCUCCUUCCUCGCUCGAUCUGUUUACGUUUUCAAUCGUCAGAUCUUGAGCUGGAUGCACCCCAUUCCAUCAUUUUCCCCUCUCUCCCUGUGGAGAUUUUGGGAGGGUUAGGUAGCGAUGGGGUGUUUGAGACGAGAAUAAGGGAAGAGAGAAUAAUAUUCUUUUUCCCUUCCUGACAACGAUCUUUGAGUACGACCCCGUCCAUUUCUUCUCCAAGAUUCUGGGAUCGUAAUAUAUCAGUUGCUACAAGAUUAUAAUAAUUGCUGGAAAGAAUACAAUUUUAGUUUUUUCUAUUUCUGAUUUGUUUCCUCUUCUUCUUUCUUACUAUUGCGCUUUGAGGAGCUUCUUGGACAAAGAAUUCGUUUUUCUUACCCCGAUUCUUUCUAGGUAAAUAUAUUUAUUUGACCAGGCUGCAUCGCCCCUCUGUGAAGCCUAAAAAUGAAUUCGCCUUUACCCACCUCAAACACUCCACCCCUUAAUCCUGCCUGUCGCUGGGUGUCACUUCACCUCACGACCACAAAGCUAGCUUUUCAUUAUGGAAUGUGAAGCCAAGAUGGACUAAAAUGUCUUUACUACCAGCCGUAGCAACGGAGGGUCUUACCUUGGACAAAACUCUCCAUGGCCACUGGGAGAGUCGGCAGUUCGACUCCCACCUUUGCGUCUAGCUCCCGAAGGCAGGUUAGAUGAUCUAGGCACUCCCAAAUGAAAGGACUUGGGGGUGUGAAUAGGUUUGAUACUUUAGUACGAGCUGCUGCGUUUGAGAUAUUAUCCAGCUUUGUGUGCUUUUGUUAGCACUUCCUUGCUUCCUUUCUGUAUACUGCUCCUAGGACUGAUGCAGCAGUAUACUGAAAUUCACUCAUGCUGAUUGAGUGGCAGACAAAGAAGAUAACCUGCAGGUCCGCUUUCACACAAG